AACAACACAACAAAAKCAGUUGGAAAAAUACCCGGGAGUUUUAGCUAACUAGCUGUGUUAUUAUUUCAUAUUUUCCGUCUAGUAGAUCAAUAACUAAUGAGGUAAACAACUCAGUACUUUGACCAACCUAUAUCGACUGGUUGACCUCUGAUCAAUUUUGUAUCUCGUGCGCUUUGCCCAUAAACUUUUUCUGGUAUAUUUGCMGUAGCUAAUUUUUGAGAUGCCUUCAUUUUUACCUACGGUGGCCGAACAACUKUUCAAAGACAUACAGAAGACAUACCAAGAGAAAACUAAAAUUCCUGAUGACCUGCUUAUUGCGCUGAGGUUUGUGUUUGGCUCCUGUGCCCUCCAGGCCUUGGACCUGGUGGACCAGCGCUCUGUCACCUGUGUCUCAUCCCCCAGUGGACGGAGAGCUUAUCAGGUGAUUGGAGGGUCAGGGCUGCUGUACACCUGCUACACCUCCUGUCACUACUGCUCCUGCCCAGCCUUCGCCUACACUGUGCUCAGGAGGAACGAGAGCCUGCUGUGCAAGCACAUCCUGGCUGCCUACCUCAGUCAGGCCAUGGAGCUGUCCCAGCAGGAGGCCCUGUCUGACCAGCAGAUGUCCAGCAUCCUUUCUGGGAGAGCAGCAAGAACUGACACGUAGAGCACCAGACCCCCAGGUCACUCAUCCAGACCUACAUGUAGAAGACCAGACCGCAGCUACAGACCCAAAGCGCAACCCAACAGGUCACUGAUCCAGACUCAAAGCCACACAGCACCAUCUGAGACCAAGCUACAACAGCACAUCCUGAGGAAAGAUGUUUAAAAAGCAAAGCCUACUGCUGCUGUAUGGUCUCCUCCAGUCUGUCUGCAUGUGUGAAGAUUACUUUUAUGGCUUUUAGGUCAUUGUACUGUUCUUCUAGAACUCUGGUGUGGUUCUCCGCUUUCUGAAAAUCAAAAGACAAAAAAUGUUGCUGUUUUUUGUGAGUGUUCGUGUUCUUAAUCUGUUGCCAGAGAAUAUGCAUCUGUUCAUUGACUAUUUUAAGACUCUCCUUUUAUAUGAAAAUGGURGUUAUAUGUAGGUUUGUAAACGCUUCUUGUAAGAAUAUGACUCUGACU
Messenger RNA from Salvelinus sp. IW2-2015, 1101 nucleotides. Its product is annotated as zinc finger, SWIM-type containing 7. Gene Ontology annotation, molecular function: zinc ion binding. Gene Ontology annotation, cellular component: Shu complex. Gene Ontology annotation, biological process: double-strand break repair via homologous recombination. The record is from RefSeq and is a predicted model, not a curated record. NCBI's taxonomy places the organism in Eukaryota, Metazoa, Chordata, Actinopteri, Salmoniformes, Salmonidae.